AUGGUCACGUCACCACUAAAGGCCCGAGAAAGCACCGGUCGGGUCUAUGCCUGCGCGUGGAGCAUUCUGGGGCCUAUUCAGCAAUCUUACAAUCGGCUCACAAUGAAUGCUUUCAGACUGCUGUACGCUUCCCAUGUCAGACCAAGACUUGAGUAUGGUGGUGCGGAGACAUACCCCCAAACCGCCGGUGAACUGGAUAAGUUGGAGCGUGUACAACGUGCUGACACUAGACUCGUUGUUGGACUACGCGGGACCAGCUAUGAAGGUCGUCUACCGGCUACUGCCAUUGUGGUGGAGGAGAAGACAAACGCUGCUUUCAAACGCCGUUUGGAUGAGCAUCUGAAGGAACGAACACUUGUGAUCGGACCUUCAACCCAGUCAGUGGUGAUCGAGCUUACACGGGUGCCCUGCCCUCUGCCCUCAAUCUUGAAGACUGCAGAUUGA
Molecule: messenger RNA, 444 nt
Organism: Echinostoma caproni
Lineage: Eukaryota; Metazoa; Platyhelminthes; Trematoda; Plagiorchiida; Echinostomatidae
Source: the annotation of a GenBank genome assembly